UGUAUGCGCGCGCUGUUUUCUUGUGUGCGUUUCGCGUCGGCGUGUGUGUUAUUACUCGUGUUAUAACGUCAACUUUAUUCCACCCCUUUUGUCACAUCCCCCCUCCGUACCUGAGGACUCCACGACGGCCCUGCCCCCUUCGAGCAGAAGGGAGGAAGUUCGCCGAGUUACUCUGCGGCAGUAAUCAUAUUAGUGCGGUGGUGAUUGUUCAGCGUCAGCCGUGAUCUCUAUGGACUGGAAGAGCCGUCGGCCUUACUGAGGAGGGCCAAAAUCAUGCCGAGGCCCGGACGCAGCACGUACGGCGAGCAGAAACCGCCGUACUCGUAUAUUUCUUUGACGUUUAUGGCCAUCAAUAGCUCAAGUGAAAAAAUGCUAACUCUAAGUGAUAUUUAUAAGUUUAUAAUGGACAGAUUUCCAUAUUACCAAAAGAACACUCAACGAUGGCAAAAUAGUUUGCGGCAUAAUUUGUCUUUUAAUGACUGCUUCAUUAAGAUACCUCGAAGGCCGGACCGUCCCGGAAAGGGAAGCUACUGGGCACUUCAUCCGGCCUGUGGUGAUAUGUUUGAGAACGGCAGCUACCUACGACGCCGAAAGCGUUUCAAACUAAGCAAACAAGCUAAAGAUGCUACAGCAGCAGCACUUGCGGACCUCAAACAUUUCGAAACGGCCACCCAGGCCGCUGUACAGGAACAUGCAAAGAUGAGAUUGACAGCUCUUGCUGCAGCUCCCAGCCAUCUGCAACCUCUGGGUGAGACUUUACUUUCAUCUAGUGUGCCCACUACCUACAAACAGCCAUUUACUAUCGAAAAUAUCAUAGGUCCUGACAUCAAAAACGGUGGACUUGUCGGAACACAUGGUGCAUUGCAAGGACACCAACCUAUGAUACCUCAACCUAUGCUGGCAUCUAGGUCGCUGGCGACCUUUCCUCAGCUCAGCAUGGCUAAUUGGCAUCCCACCUACACUUCGGCGGCUAUGACUUUCAACCCGGUCAUGACCGGUGCGGACUUUCCACACCUAUUUGUCGGUUCGAAACCGCCACAGGCUGCGACGAGCGUCUUCAGUUUACCCCUGCAUCAUCAUUUACAUAGAGGACUGGGUCAAGUGCCGUUCGCGGCUGCUCUGCCAUCGUUAGGCCCGUACAAACCUACCUUUGUCCCGGCAGCUUUUCCGAGCCUGCCUGACCAUGCGCUACUGGGGUCGGCAGUUAUGCCACCCUGCAUUAAUGCUGGCAUCUCCCCACCAGUAAGAGUAGAUUCUGUCUCCAGCGAUAUCUCAUCUAAGUCACUAGACGUCGUAUCAGACGAUUCCUCCAAAUGAAACUGAACUUCAAGAACUGUACGAUGAUUUUCGAGCCUUUUACUUCUCAGAAAACAAGCAGUAAGAAUAUAUCUUUUAUUCCUUUUCCUGUCUAUAUUCUAAAUUCUUGUAGCUAAAUUUGAAUACCUAGAUUUAAGAAGAUAUAUAAUAUAGAAAAUUAACGUUUGAUGCUUUAUUUUACUUUUAAAUAAGAUUUUAAAGUUAACUUUUAAAAUUGGUUUCAAAAGUAAGUUUAAAUUAAUUUUACUUAUUAAUAUAAAACAAAGCUUUACCCUAAUAUGAAAAAUUACGAUCUUACAUUUUUCCAAGCUUGUUCAGUUUAAAGAGUACUGAAUCUAAAUUUCAGGGUACUGAACCUGCACUAUACAAUUAUGGACGUCAGUAGUUUUCAUAAACUGCGUAUUAAGUUUUUGAAGUUUUAUGCAACAGUGUUCAUUCAUGAAUCUUUCUAAAAGACUAUUAGGACGUCUUGAUUAUUUAUUUAAUGAAUGCACUUACUAGAAAACUGGUGAAAAUAAGUAUAACGUCUACUAUUUCACAUUCUGUAGAUCUGUUAGCUUCGGAAAAUGAAAUAUUUUGAUAAAGGCAAUAUUUUAUCUUGAAAACCUUAAAAUUAUCAGCUGAAGAGCCUGUAUCUCAGUAAGGUAUUAUUAUAAUAUUUCUGCAUAGCCAUAUUUACCACUUUUAAAUUAUAGACUUACAGGCAUCGUAAUUAAAUGACAUUAUGAAUUAUUAGUUAAAUUUUAAAUAACUGUAUAAAAGAGUCCCCUUUAUUAUAUUACCUAAGGUAAUAACUCUAAGUAACUCUGUAACUCUGAGUUUCGAAUGUUAAAAAGGCAGUUUUAAACCACAUAUAUAUUAUUCUCCUCUUCACUAUUUGGUCUAUAACAAGUUUAGAAAGUUUUGCAAACUUGUGUGUAAUAUAUUACGAUAUUUUAAAAUUAAUAUAUUAAAUGCAAGAACGAGUUUCCCUUCUAGCAGUUAUAACAACAUUUUAUAAAAUAAACAGCCUUAGAAGACUUGAUUUUAACAGUGAAGAAGAUUUCUGUAUAAUGCUAUGAAAAUGCUGUCUUCGCGAAACUUGAAGAAUUCAUAGCCACCAAUAAAAAUUUGCCACAAUAUGAGAUAAAGUGAGAUCUUCCUCAUUGGUCAAGUUUGUUAGAAUGUUUGUUUACCAAACCUGAGGCUUUAUAAGAAAUAACAACUCAUCAAGCAAUAAUGUAGCUUCCCUUCAUAAAAAAAAAUAAAGAAUAAAACUGCAUAAAAACAUGAAACUCCUUUUAUGAAACUUCCUUUUAUAAAAGUUUCCCAUUCAUUUGCUUUACACCAUUUAAACAAAAAUCAUAUUAAUAGAAUACGAAGAAUUUCACUAUAAUUGAAAUUUAUUAAAAGACUAUUUAUUUACACUAUUUUGUUGAAAAAUGUACCUACUUUUUUCUGAAAGGGUAAAUGUCCACAUGUUACAAAUGUGUGGCUAUCAAUUUUUCUUUCAAUAAAUCUUAAAAAUAUUAAUUUUUAAAAGCAACUAAUUUAUUUUUAAUCAGAUGCUAAACUGGAAAUUAAAUGCGUUUUUCUUUUUUUUCAUCUUUAUUCAAAUUACAUUUAGAAAUUAGCCAGUAUCUAGCCAUUAAUUUAAACUUUUAUGUAUUGUUAAUUUAAAUUUUUCUAAUUACAGAAAACAAACGCGACUGUAUCUUAAACAUAUGAAAACAUACAAAUAUUUACAUGAGAGGGCAAAAUCAACCACUUAGGCUGUAGUGCAAAUAAUAUCUUUGAUUCUCUUUCAAUUUGGAAAAAAAAAAAAAAAAAAAAAAAAAAAAAAAAAAAAAAAA
This is a messenger RNA of Stegodyphus dumicola, 3149 nucleotides long. RefSeq names its product forkhead box protein B1-like. Gene Ontology annotation, biological process: cell differentiation; anatomical structure morphogenesis; regulation of transcription by RNA polymerase II. Gene Ontology annotation, molecular function: DNA-binding transcription factor activity, RNA polymerase II-specific; RNA polymerase II cis-regulatory region sequence-specific DNA binding. Lineage: Eukaryota; Metazoa; Arthropoda; Arachnida; Araneae; Eresidae. The record is from RefSeq and is a predicted model, not a curated record.